GUAAAUUGAAAUGGGCUCUCUCCCCUAUAAACUUAAAAAUAAAAUAGUAUAAUAAUUUGAAACGGAAGAAGUUUUUGGAGUUAGGAGCAGUUGAUUGGUUGUUAACGUCCAACGAUCGACCUGAAUUCUAGGCACUCCCUCUCUCCCUCUUCCUUCAUCGUUUCAUUGUCUCUGUUACUCUCCUGUUUCUCUUAUUUUCUCAUCCAAUCCAAUCCCGAGAAGAUCCAACGACCCAGCACUUGAAAAAACGCUACAAAAAGAAACCGAGAAGAAGAUCGAAUCGAGAUCGAAAGCAGAGCAAACGGAUUGAGAAGGCAAUGGGGGAUAGCAGCUACAACUACAAGAUGUUCAAGUGCUUCAACAGGAAGUUCAAGGCGAGCGAGGGGGGCCCACCGCCCGACGUCAAGGCAAUCUUCUCCAAGUUCGCGCAGGAUGGGGACCUCAUGUCCGUGGAUCAGUUUCGGAGCUUUCUGGUGGAGCACCAGGGCGAGCCGGCCGACGCCGUCACCCUCUCCGACGCCCACGGCAUCCUCCAGGAGUUCUCGCGGGUCCACCCGGGCGAGGCCGCCCACCACCACCACCAGCACGUGCGGGGCCUCACCCUUGAGGAUUUCUUCAAUUUCCUGUUUCUAGAAGAACCCAUGAAAAAACAGAUACACCAUGACAUGACUGCUCCAAUAUCACAUUACUUCAUAUACACAGGGCACAAUUCCUACCUUACUGGGAAUCAACUUAGUAGUGACUGUAGUGAUGUCCCAAUCAUCAAGGCAUUGGAAAAAGGUGUCAAAGUUAUUGAACUUGAUUUAUGGCCAAAUUCUGCCAAAGAUGAUGUUCAAGUUCUUCAUGGAAGGACCUUGACCACUCCUGUGACAUUGGUCAAAUGCUUGAAGUCCAUAAAAGAGCAUGCUUUUGUUAAAUCUCCAUACCCCGUCGUUAUAACUUUCGAAGACCACCUUACUCCCAAGCUUCAGGCUAAAGUUGCAGAGAUGGUUAUCCAAACAUUUGGAGACACGCUGUAUUAUCCGGAGGCAGAAGACCAGAUGGUAGAGUUCCCAUCACCUGAGUCUUUAAAAAAUCGAAUUAUUAUCUCAACAAAACCACCAAAAGAAGGCAGUGGAUCAAAGGAUUCAUCUGAAGAAGAUGAAAAGAGUGGGAGUGAUGAUGAGCCAGCUAUUGACAAGGCCAAUGCAGCUGAAGCCAAAUCAUUCCAACAAUCAGCACCUGAGUACAAACGUCUUAUAACAAUUCAUGCUGGAAAACCUUCGGGUGAAUUGAAGGAUGCUCUUGCUGUUGGUGAUAAAGUUCGACGUCUUAGUUUGAGCGAACAGAAACUUGAAAAGGCUGCUGAGGAUCACGGAAGUGAUGUCCUAAGGUUCACAAGUAAGAAUAUUCUAAGGGUGUACCCGAAAGGAACUCGAUUCACCUCCUCGAAUUACAAACCACAUGUUGGGUGGAUGCAUGGAGCUCAAAUGGUUGCAUUUAAUAUGCAGGGAAAUGAUAAAUACAAUUGGUUGAUGCAUGGGAUGUUUAGAGCCAAUGGAGGGUGUGGUUAUGUAAAAAAGCCUGACUUUUUGAUGCACAAGGGUCCAAAUGAUGAGGUUUUUGAUCCCAAAAAGACCUUGACAGUGAAAAAGACAUUGAAGGUAAAAGUAUACACGGGAACUGGAUGGCACUUGGAUUUUAGCCGAACACACUUUGAUUCCUUCUCCCCACCAGACUUUUACACAAAGGUUUAUAUUGUUGGAGUGCCAGCUGAUUGUGGCAAGCAAAAAACAAAGAUAAUUGAGGAUGAAUGGAUACCUGUUUGGGAUGAAGAGUUUACAUUCCCUCUAACCAUUCCAGAGCUUGCCAUACUUCGAAUCGAAGUUCGAGAGUAUGACAGGUCUGAGAAAGAUGACUUUGGCGGGCAAAACUGUUUGCCCGUCUCCGAGCUAAAGCCCGGGAUUAGGGCAGUGCCCCUUUAUGACAAAAAGGGAGAGAAAUUCAAAUCUGUAAAGCUUCUAAUGCGGUUUCAGUUUGUGUGAACUUAGAACUGCCUAAUACUUCAGGAUAAAGGCACUUCCCCCCUGCAUCUCUGUUAAAAUUUUUGUUGUGGCUUCAACAACAUCAGCUGUAUGCAGGUCCAUGUGUAAUUACUAAUCAGUGAGAGUGUUGAUUA
Molecule: messenger RNA, 2158 nt
Organism: Prunus persica (peach)
Lineage: Eukaryota; Viridiplantae; Streptophyta; Magnoliopsida; Rosales; Rosaceae
Product: phosphoinositide phospholipase C 6
Exons: 9
Coding region: 318-2024 (568 amino acids)
Biological process (GO): phosphatidylinositol-mediated signaling; lipid metabolic process
Molecular function (GO): phosphatidylinositol-4,5-bisphosphate phospholipase C activity
Source: RefSeq, a predicted model, not a curated record